This is a messenger RNA of Papaver somniferum (opium poppy), 525 nucleotides long. RefSeq lists its product as uncharacterized. The transcript has a single exon. The record is from RefSeq and is a predicted model, not a curated record. The coding region runs from base 1 to 525 and encodes 174 amino acids. Gene Ontology annotation, molecular function: RNA-DNA hybrid ribonuclease activity; nucleic acid binding. NCBI's taxonomy places the organism in Eukaryota, Viridiplantae, Streptophyta, Magnoliopsida, Ranunculales, Papaveraceae.
AUGAUUCUAAGAUCUCAUGACAAGCCCCCUGAUGUUGGAUUUUUAAAAAUCAAUUUAGAUGCUUCAUUUAUGCAGCUUAAUUCUCAAGGAGGAAUUGGACUAAUUGGUAGAGAUUUUGCAGGUACCUGCAUUGGAGUCCAAGGGAAGUACUUUGAUGGAGGAAUGGAGAAAGGAAUAGAAGUGGAGGAGCUAGAGUGCAGAGCUAUGCUCGCAGCGGUUAACUUUGGAGUCAAUGGAAACUAUAAUAAAGUAGUUUUUGAGAGUGGUAGUGAGGUAGUAGUUAAGUCAAUUAAUGAGCAAAUUUCUUAUGUUCAUUGGAUGAAUAAGCAUUUUAUCCUAGACAUUAAAUUUUUGCUAGGAAAUUUAGAGGUUUGGAAGUGUAUUUCCGUCAAAAGAGAUGCAAAUUGUGUAGCAGAUAAGCGAGCAAAGAAAGCUAGAAUAUCUAAGUCAAUUUUUACAUACCAAUCUGCUUUUCCUCCUGAUGUAAAAGAGUGGAUUGAUAUGGACAACAAUGUACCCUCUUAA